Dujonia railenensis is the source of this 1521-nucleotide messenger RNA. The record is from the annotation of a GenBank genome assembly. Lineage: Eukaryota; Fungi; Ascomycota; Pichiomycetes; Serinales; Debaryomycetaceae.
AUGUUAUUUGAACGGAACUUUGAUCCACAAACAUAUUGGUUGGAUCCCGUACUACGAUCUAGGGGCACAAUUGGCAAUGCUGGUAUAAAUUUUGAGUUUGCUGCUUUCAUGGUGGAUGCUCAUCUGAAGCGAGAUGAGCUCUCUGAGCGCAUACGGAAUGAAGUACUACCACAAUUGGUAGAACACUACAGACCAUUUUUUGAAGCAUAUCCCUUCCUUUCGGAACCCAAGCCGGUCCAAUUGGAAAAAUUAGGAGAGACUGGUUUCUAUUUCCAUGGAGAAAUACUGUGUCCUGACGGUAUUGAUGCUGAUUUACUCUAUGGGCUACUCUACGAAUUCCUGUUAAAGUUUGAAUCUUUAUUCAUUCAUGUUGCGGGCCAUAUUUUGCUGGCAUUUGAUUCGGAAACGAUAUUGCCCGAUGAAGAUCUUGAAAUUUCAAUGAACAGGUUCUGGUUAAACCAGGGAAACAUAUUGUAUAUAAGUCCGCUGGUGUUUCACCCAGGCGAAGAUAUUCUCUUGGAGGAUUCCUUAGAUUUCAUGCAACACAAUGCCCAUCAAUGUGUUCAGUAUGGAUCUGUUUUUAGGAAAGGCGAAGAAUCUGUUUACUUGAAGAAUGCUCUAGAGGGUGUAGUUGAUGUACCAGAAGUAAGGAUACCGAGAGCCUUGGCUAGUGUAUAUAUGCGGUAUCCUUGGUUGAUUUCCGCAUCUUUUAUGACAUACUACAGCAACAGUUCUCUCCGUGAGGAUGGAGAGGAAAGAGAUCAAAGGACUCUGCAUGAUAGACUGAGUGUCAGCAACGAAGAGGAAUUUAUUACACUUCAAGUUGGACUUCCGGAUUGGAUAGCAACAUUUGUGGACCAGCAAGCGGAUGAAUCUUUGGCCCUGAUCCUCAUGGCAGGAUUCGACAAACUAUUACGAAAAUCUACUAAACUAGUUGAAGAAUAUAAAAAUCUCAAACGGGUUUCUGGAUCUGAGUCCAUUGAAUUGACAAGAAUAAGACUUCAAAAUAAGUUAAUAUCUCAGGGAAGGCUCGACAAAUUGAUUCCUCCUAAGAAGUACGCAUUUGAUGAAAAGGAAAGUGAUAUUAAUGAUAAUGUGAUUUCAGGAGAUCAAGAGAAGUUGAUGGCUCAAAUGACGGAGUUCCUCAAAGAUGAGGAUAAGGUACGAAACUUAUUUGAAAAGGAUGACCAGGACGAAGAUGGAGAAGAUGAUGACCAGGACGAAAGAGAAGCAGCUGCAGAAUAUUUCGAAAAGGAAGGUGUAGAUAUAGAUGAAGACGAUUUUUUCGAAUUCUUCUUGAGGAAUGCGCUUAAAGUUGAAAAGAAAGACCUUUCCAAUUACGUUGCUGGGCCGUCGUCUACAAACAUCGAAAGAAAGCGGGUAUACAAUAAUGACAGUGACUACACAAGUGAUGAGGCAGAAUUUCCCGCAAGCUAUAAGGAUGUGGAAGAUCUGGAGGAGGAGUACGAUUCUGAUGACUUGGAUGUACAAGACUCCUUUGUAAACAUGAGAACAAGGUGA